GUUGCGAAGGUACCUUGCCAGUCCUCAUCCAGGUUCUUUUUCUUGCCUGCUCGAAAUCUUGCCCGACUCGAAGUCUGUUGUCACCUGAAGAAGUCUAAUUUCGUCAGGAAGACUGACUACAUGCACUCAUGCAGUCAGUAGUCACUUGAAGGCUAUGUCGACAACGGCGGUGAAAAUGGUCAGAAGAGUCACGAUCAAGGCUAUGUCUUUGCCAAGUCUGAACACAGCCGAUCCCUUCUUGUGCUUUGUAUCGUCGUUAGGUUCUUACCUUUUAGUGAAUUAAACGACUCCUUCAGAAUUCAAGAAUACCGUAGGCUUGCAAGUCACAUUCUGAUUGAGACAGUCGAAGGAUGCCAAUUGUUAAGAUGAAAACCAAAAGUGCUCCAAGUGAUCCCGCCGAAGAGGACUUCGGAGGUCUUCACAAGCAUUGCUUCUCUUGUUACAGCUUCAAAUUUUGCUCGGCAGAGGAGGAUUCUUGCGAGUUCCAACAAUGCUUGAUGAAAUGCGGUGCCGUUUUUCAUGGCUGUAAGGCUAUGGAACACGUGGAAUUAUGUCCCAUGAUCCGCGUUCCCUGUCUUAAUGUGGAAUUCGGCUGCGGCAUGGAAAUGGAUCGAAGGCAUUUAGGAAUUCAUCUAAAGAAAUGUCCAGCCUCAGUGGUUAUGUGCAUGGCAGAGUGGAAUCGAUGGCCAGUUUUUUCCACUGAGCGAAGACGCCAUAUCCCGUUUCAACAUCGGAAUCCUUAUGCUGUUGAGGGUCAAUUAGAUUUUGACCUGACCUUAAGAGAUCAGAGGAUGCUGGGAAAUUUGGGGAAAAUAUCGCGAAAGACGAGAUUGACCUUGAGGAAUAGCCUUACCAAGCGAUAUCCAGCUGUACCUAUCCCGAACACCAUCAGCAACCGAUUACAAGAAACAAACGAGAACGGCGUUGAGCCCAAUGGUUCAGAGGACCUCCUUGAUCUGGGAGAUGAUAUCGAGUUUCUAGGUGUGAGGAGGAAUGACAAGGCUCUAUCCAAGCAAAUGAAGCAAUGGCAGGAUGAUUUGGAUGAACGGCUGAAAGGAAAGGAGAAAAUCAAGCCAUAUUGGGAGUAUCCAGAGUUAGAGAAAGGCAACAUUCAUCCCCAUUGUGCCAACUGCUUUGUAAUUACUUGUCCCAAGACCCUCCUGGACUCUUACGAAGACGAUGUUUCAAAAUUUAAGGCUUGUGAAGUGAUCCAUUGUCGAUGGAAGUGUGGAGUGAAAUACCAUCAAUGCAAGGCCUUUGAGCAUCAAAUGCUUUGCACCACUUACGAGGAAUCCGAUGAUUUCGCCUGGAUGUACAGAGGCAUCAAAGGUGCUCGGAAGGAGUCGAAAACGGCCAGAGAAAAGAAGACUCAAUUAAAACCACUCGAAGGUCCACUUGUGGGUCCAGAUGAAUCUAAUAUCACCACCGGAGAGAUCGUUAACGGCAAGUUUGUUCCGGACCCCCCUCCUUUGCCUUCAUGUCUUCUUCAGGCAUGCCGUUUGGAUAUCAAAUUAGAGACGGUGACAAGACUCCAAAGCAAACCUAAGUCUAUGUACACGUUCGUGUGUGCCCAGGAAUUUAGGAGGGAUGAGUUCUGUUGGCAUUCCAAGAACAUCCAUAACGAUAUCCAUGGAGGAAUGAACAAUUGGAUUGAGCAUAGAUGUCCUAUGGCCAGCCAUGGAUGUUCAUUUGCUUCGCGGAGGAUGUUUCCUCAUAACCAAAACCACACCUUGGUUUAUAGUCCCGCUGCUGAAAGUUUUGGUGUCAAAAAUCUAUCGAUUCCAAAAUGUCUCCUGGAUCCUCCGAAGGCUCACGAACCAAAGCUCUCUGACUUGCCUAUUGAAUUACUGAUCAAGAUAUUUCAAGAUCUGGACCCAUUUACUCUGUGCAACUUGGCUGUGACCUCAGUGGGAAUGCGAGAAGUUUGUUGCUCCAUGUUGGAUGAAAAAGGCUGUGUUAGUCUCCAAUGGGAACGGGUGAAAAAGGCCAAAGAAAUACGGUGGCAGGUGGCUUAUAAGCGUUGGUUCUUCAGUACAGCUCUCAACCCAAUUGAGGAAUGGAAAUUUGGGGUGGACCAAGUGUCAAACCAUUUGAAAUCUUGCCCUUACAAUAUCCAAUUGAAACGCUCACGGAAAGAGACGUUCAAGUCUUCCAACUAUGACCGACUUCUGCAACAAAUGACGAGUGCUCUUAGAUUUGGAUCAAAAUCCAGGGCAGUGGAUUAAGCUCCUUAAAAUUCUUACAAUAUAUUUCAAAUGACGGCUAACUCGUUUUUGGUCCCUCAUUCACUACGAACUUUCAUAAGAAUAAAUAAUGCCAAAACUAG
This is a messenger RNA of Tigriopus californicus, 2326 nucleotides long. RefSeq names its product F-box only protein 30-like. Bases 351 to 2225 code for a protein of 624 amino acids. The record is from RefSeq and is a predicted model, not a curated record. Gene Ontology annotation, molecular function: protein binding; zinc ion binding; ubiquitin protein ligase activity. NCBI's taxonomy places the organism in Eukaryota, Metazoa, Arthropoda, Copepoda, Harpacticoida, Harpacticidae. The transcript has 4 exons.